AGACUAAAUAAAACUUGAACAUGGUGUUGGUCUGAAAUUUCCAACAAUGUGUCUCGUGCUAAACAAUUUAUCAGAUGGAUUCAACUAGGGGACCCUGAAGUAUUCAAGACAAGCACUGUGAAUGUAAGCAUCCAAACACGCUGAUAUGGUUGUUGGACACUUGGACUUGAUUUCUUAAGUUGCAUUAACUUGCUGCCAGCUGCCAGCUGCCAAGUACGCAAGGUGUUUGUUAGAUUGUCCCUGAUUCGAUUAUCCACAACUAGUCAUUUUAUGAGGUAUAUCCAAUCUUAAAAUAAAUUUUCUUACAACCAAAUGCCAAUAUACUCCCUCUGUUUCAUGUUACAUGUCCACUAUUGAGAACAAAAAAUUGUUUUAAAUUAUUUGUCUAUUUCAACUUUCAAUGGAGUGUAGUCAAUAUUUAUAUUUCCAAGAUGAGUUUUAUACCACACCUUACUAAAUUAUAUUUCCUAGAUCAAAUAUAUGCCACAUAUUAUACUUGGUCAAUGCAAUAAAUAUAAUAAUAAAUGAAAGAUUUCUACAAAAGUUAGUUUUUCUUUAUAUGCGUAAUUUGUUCAAAAGUGGACAUGUAUAAUGAAACGGAAGGAGUACAUCUCUAAAGAAUGUGUCUGUGAAGAUGUUUGUUAAAAUUAUUUAUCUGUUUACGAAAUUUAACUUAUUGAUGUUAAAAUUUUGAUAUAAUCUUUAGAAAUCAGUUUACAGAAAUGCUUCCUCCACGAGAUACCUAAAAUUUGUUCAGUCUCUUUCUCUCUCUCUCACUCGAGCCACAUACAAAAAGGUGUCUUCUCAUAAUGUCUGUGCUAGCCUCACAAUAACCACAUCCUACUUUCAUGUGUAACUCUGCAUCGCCUACCAUCAUUCAUUCUUAUGUCAGUUUGGUUCAACAUUUUAUUCAUCAUCAAGUCGAUCAACAUUUAGUACUACUUCACUUCAUUCAUCAUCAAGUUACCUGUCCUUAUCAAUCAUAAAAUAACUACAUAUAUAUGUUUGGAUGCCGGAUCUUACAGACCUAUCAUUUUGGUAGUUGAGUUGAUCAAAUAGCAUCUCUCAACCUCCAGUCCCCAAUAUCUGCAUCUUCAGCUCUCAGACCACAGUUCCACCAGGAUUCAUGGAUACAAUGUUGAUCAGUGUAGCCAUGUGCAUCCUGCUAGCCUUUACUCUCCGCUUCUUUCGGAGAUUUAUAAGCAAAGUUCCUCAAAAACUUCCACCAGGACCCUACCCCUGGCCCAUCAUCGGAAAUAUACACAAACUAGGCAAGCACCCUCAUAAGUCCUUAAGCAAUCUUGCUCAAGUUUACGGUCCCAUCAUGCGUCUGAAAUUAGGCCUUGUAACCACCAUAGUCAUUUCUUCAUCAAGCGCAGCUCAACAAGUCCUCCAAAAACAAGAUAUCGCCUUCUCUAAUCGUCCUGUUCCUGAUGCUACACGCGGUUGUGACCAUCACAAGUACUCAGUAGUAUUCUUGUCUGUUGGUAGUCGGUGGAGAAGUUUAAGAAAAAUUACGACCUCAUCUAUACUUGCAGCUAACAAGCUCGAUGCAACUAAGCAUAUACGAAGUAGGAAGGUGCAUGAGCUUAUUGGAUACUGUAAGCAGUGUAGCCAGAGUGGUGAGGCUGUAGAUAUUGGUCGUGCUGCAUUUCUAACUUCGCUUAAUCUUUUGUCCAACACUAUAUUUUCAAAGGAUAUGAUAGAUAUGUAUCAGAAUUCAGAGGAGGGUAAAAACUUCAGGGAGUUGGUCUGGAACUUGAUGGUUUUGGCGGGUAAGCCUAAUUUGGUAGAUUACUUUCCUAUUCUUAAGUGGAUCGAUCCACAAGGCAUAAAGCGGCAAACUACUGAUUAUUGUGGGAAGCUACUCAAGUUGUUUGAUAGUUUGAUAAAUGAGCGCUUGGAGUUGAAGAGACUGGGAAAUUCCAGUGAGAAUAGUACAACAGACAUGCUUGAUGAACUGUUAUCAAUGUUACAAACAAAUGAGAUCGACAAAACUCAAAUCCAACACCUGUUUGUGGACUUAUUUGUUGCAGGAACAGAUACGACUUCAAGUACAGUGGAAUGGGCAAUGACUGAGAUAUUAAGAAACUCAGAAACAAUAUUAGUUAAGGCGAAAGCUGAGCUGAACCAAGUGGUCGGGAAAGGAAAGGUUAUAGAAGAAGCCGACAUAUCUAGGUUGCCUUAUUUACAAUGUAUUGUGAAAGAGACUGCAAGAUUACACCCACCGGCUCCUUUCUUAAUACCUCGCCAAGUACAAGAAGAAGUUCAACUCUGUGGCUACACUGUUCCAAAAAAUUCACAAGUCCUAAUCAAUGCAUGGAGUAUCGGACGUGAUCCCCUGAUAUGGAAAAAUUCCCUGUCAUUUGAACCGGAGAGGUUCCUGAACUCUGAAGUUGACGUGAAUGGCCAUAAUUACAAGCUAAUUCCAUUUGGUGCAGGUCGAAGGAAAUGUCCAGGAUUGCCAUUGGCCAUGAGGAUGGUGCCAGUGAUGUUGGGCUCCCUCAUUAAUUGUUUCGACUGGAAACUCGAAGGUGGAAUUGCAGCAGAGGAAGUGGACAUGGAGGAGAAGUUUGGGAUCACUCUAGCAAAGCUUCAUCCGCUUCGUGCUGUGCCAACUCUAGUUGUACCAGCUGGUUAAUUAUUGACAUAUUGGAUAAAUUCAUGUGGUCCUUUACUUUGUGGACGAGAUUCACGAGAAUAAGGUAAAUAACUUGUAAGAGCAACUCUGAUGAGAAAACCGAGAGCCUCAUAACUCAUAAGACGUAGCUUCUUUUAUGCAUGUAUUUGGACUACAUCCCUGCUCUAAUACAUAAUAUACAGAAAUUGUGAUUUGGUGGGGUU
Molecule: messenger RNA, 2844 nt
Organism: Daucus carota subsp. sativus
Lineage: Eukaryota; Viridiplantae; Streptophyta; Magnoliopsida; Apiales; Apiaceae
Product: geraniol 8-hydroxylase
Exons: 2
Coding region: 1127-2641 (504 amino acids)
Molecular function (GO): heme binding; iron ion binding; monooxygenase activity
Source: RefSeq, a predicted model, not a curated record